Molecule: messenger RNA, 1800 nt
Organism: Helianthus annuus (common sunflower)
Lineage: Eukaryota; Viridiplantae; Streptophyta; Magnoliopsida; Asterales; Asteraceae
Product: UDP-glycosyltransferase 76B1
Exons: 2
Coding region: 310-1689 (459 amino acids)
Molecular function (GO): UDP-glycosyltransferase activity
Source: RefSeq, a predicted model, not a curated record
CUGCAGUAAAAUGGCUGACAUGUGCAGAAUUCGCCAAUUAUAGUGGAAAAUGUGCAGAAUACGCCAAUUCAAUUGGCUUUUAUGCAGUAAAUGGCAGAAAUAUGCAGGAACUGUACCAUUUACCCAUGUCUCUUACAGUUCUGAGAUUCCUUACACAAUUCUUACACAAAGCCUAUAGACCCAUAAAUUUCGCCAUUCUCAAUGGCAAAAGCAUUAUUUGUGAAAUAUUUUGGAAUGCAACAUUACUUUUGAUUAAGUUUUCAAUAUCAGCAGUAGUUCGGCAAAAAACUCCUUUGAACUUUGUAGAACAUGGAGACUCUUGGAAGCGUUAGCACUCUCCGGAGCCGGAGAAUAAUAUUGUUUCCGCUACCUUUUCAGGGUCAUAUCAAUCCCAUGCUUCAGCUAGCAAACAUUCUUCACACCCGCGGUUUCAAAAUUACCAUUAUACACGCUGAAUACAACUCUCCUAAUCCUUCCAACUAUCCUCACUUCGCCUUUAAGCCCAUCAAGGACCGCUUUUCUGAGAUCGCUGACCAGUUGGCUACGAACCGAGACGGUACCUAUUUUGCUAGGUACUUAAACAAAAGCUGUGUAGAUUCGUUUACUGAUUGUCUAGCUGAGUUGUUGGUAGAACCCGGUGAAGAACGGGUUGCUUGUGUAAUCACAGAUGCGUGUUUCUACUUCACGCAGGCGGUGGCAGAUGACUUGAAGCUACCUCGGAUAGUGCUCCGGACUAGCGGUCUCGGUUGCACCCUUGCUUGUGACGCUUUACCCUUUUGCUCUAAAAAAGCUUGCUUUUACCUUACAAAACAAGAUUCAGAUUAUGAAGCAUCAGUGCCAGAAUUUCCACUUUUGAAAUUUAAAGACAUCGCAAAUAUCACAAUCAACCCACAAGGUAUGGGGGACUUAACCUCCAACAUUCUUAACCAGAUGAGGGCAUCAGCAGGGAUCAUAUGGAACACCUUCAAAGAACUCGAAGAAUCUGAUCUAGAAACUCUCUCCCAAGAUUUUCAAGUUCCGAGCUUCACUUUAGGUCCAUUCCACAAGUAUUUCCCAGCAUCUGGGAGUAGCUUGAUCGAACAAGACCGCACUAUUCUCUCAUGGCUAGACAAACAACCACCCAAGUCAGUAGUAUAUGUUAGUUUUGGAAGCGUUGCACAUAUAACCAAGUCAGAAUUUCAAGAAGUGGCGCAUGGGUUGGCUAAUAUCGGUUUGCCAUUUUUGUGGGUGGUUCGACCAGGGAUGGUUGUUGGUUCAGAAUGGUUGGAGUCGUUGCCUGAAAAUUUCCUAGAAAGAAUGGGCGAUAGGGGACGGAUAGUGAAAUGGUCUCCUCAACAAGAAGUACUAGCUCAUCCGGCAACAGGGUGUUUUUGGACUCAUAAUGGAUGGAAUUCAACAUUGGAGAGCAUAUGCGAAGGUGUUCCCAUGAUUUGUUCCCCAUGUUUGGGCGACCAACCAAUAAAUGCAAGAUAUGUGAGUGACGUUUGGAAGAUUGGCGUAUUGUUGGAAGAUGGGUUUGAAAGGGUGGGAAUCAAGAUGGCGAUUAAACGUGUAAUGAUGGAUAAAGAAGGAGAAGAAAUGCGUGAGAGAGUAAGUUGUCUUAAGGAGAAGGUGAACCUCUCCCUCGCUGAAGGUGGCUCUUCUUGUCGGUCAUUAAACAACUUAGUUGAUUAUAUUUUGUCGUUCUGACUUAAAAAAUAUAAGUUACAACACUCCAUGUAUGCAGGAAAAAAUCACAAAGAACUGGUUAUAUCAAGUAAUCCUUUUUUUUGUCAUUUAAUGAAGAGAGUUGUAAUGAGA